This is a messenger RNA of Solea senegalensis (Senegalese sole), 547 nucleotides long. RefSeq names its product vitamin K epoxide reductase complex, subunit 1 (gene vkorc1). Gene Ontology annotation, molecular function: vitamin-K-epoxide reductase (warfarin-sensitive) activity. The record is from RefSeq and is a predicted model, not a curated record. Gene Ontology annotation, biological process: vitamin K metabolic process; peptidyl-glutamic acid carboxylation. NCBI's taxonomy places the organism in Eukaryota, Metazoa, Chordata, Actinopteri, Pleuronectiformes, Soleidae.
AACAUGACAACCUCAGAGCAAACAAAGCUCUGUGCCCUCCAUGUGAUCUCUGGCGCCCCCCUGAGGCGGCUUGGACCAUGGGUAGAACGUAUACGUGGACGGGGCUUCAGUGGGGUUCCAGUGGCAUGUAGACACUUCCCACAGUCCAGAGUCAGACUGAAGUCCACGCUCGUCUCACAUCUGGACCAAUCAGAAGCGAGGAGCUGUGCUUCUGCACGUCAUCAUCCUCACAGACACACAAACACAGACAUGGCAGCGACUGGACCUCACAAGAUGCCCAGCUGGGAGAAGAGAGUUCGGAUUGUGCUGUGCGUCUUUGGUCUGGUUCUGUCUGUGUAUGCGCUGCACGUGGAGCUGUCCAGAGAGGCAGACCCGGAUUACAGGGCGAUGUGUGACCUGGGGGAGUCAGUGAGCUGCUCCAAGGUUUUCACCUCCAGGUGGGGGCGUGGCUUUGGUCUGGUCCAGUUGUUGGUGGCUAAAGAGAACCCUCUGAACCAGCCCAACAGCCUGCUGGGCCUCCUGUUCUACACUGUGCAGAUGGGCCUGG